AUGGGGAUUUCUAGGUUCUACAGAUGGAUAUCAGAAAGGUAUCCUCAGAUUAAUGAGGAAAUAUCGGAUGGAAUUACACCAUCAUUUGAUAAUUUAUAUCUGGAUGUCAAUGGAAUAGCUCACAAUAGUGUGAAUUCCACCGAAAUGUGCACUCCAAAUGAUGGUAUUAAUUUAUCUGAAAAAGGUUCUCCGGAAAUUUGGUCAGCCAUUUUUAGAUAUAUAAAUAAGCUAGUGUACAUAGUUAAGCCUAAGAAGUUACUCUAUAUUGCAGUCGAUGGUGUUGCUCCCAGAGCCAAAAUGAAUCAACAAAGAAGUAGAAGAUUUAGAUCUGCAAGAGAUUCUGAUUUGAUUAAAAACAUGGAGAAAAACAAUUCGAUUGACACUAAAAAAAAUGUUUUUGAUUCAAAUUGUAUAACUCCUGGUACAACUUUCAUGUACGAAUUACGAAUACAAUUAGAAUUUUUUAUUAAUCAUCAAAUAAAUACCGAUCCAUUAUGGAAAAAUUUGGAGGUUAUUUUAAGCGGAGCAGAUGUCCCUGGUGAGGGUGAGCAUAAAAUAAUGGAUUUUAUUCGUUGUAUUAAAUCCCAAAGAGACUAUGAUAAUAACACGACUCAUUGCUUAUAUGGACUGGACGCUGAUUUAAUAAUGCUUUCUCUUGCAUCUCACGAACCGCAUUUUUCCUUAUUGAGAGAAGAAAUAAAAUUUUCUGGCUCAAAAAAUUCUGAAAGUAGAACAGUUUGCACAAAGGAAAAGUUUCAAUUUUUGCAUAUUUCUAUUUUGAGAGACUAUAUUAUCAAUGAUUUAGAUCCGAGAAAUUUAGGAAUUGAAGAACUUAAUUUAUGUUCUGGCUACAAAACUGGACUUAAUGCUGUUUCAGAGGUUCAGAGAAAUAUUUUUGAUAACACUUUAAUAGAUGGUGAACGUUUAAUUGAUGAUUUUAUUAUCUUGGGUUUCAUUGUUGGAAAUGAUUUUCUGCCUCAUAUUCCGUUCCAUACUGUUGAUCAAGGGUUAGCGAGAAUAAUUAACAGCUAUAAAAAAUAUCUAGCCCAUUUUUUUUUACUAAAGCUAAAUAAUUCUCCAUGGAUACUUGAGGAUUGUGGUAGAAUUAAUUAUGUAAAUUUACUUCGUUUUUUAAUUUGGCAUACUUUAUCAGAAAAAGAAGAGGCUGAAAAACGUAUUUCUAACCCGAAUUAUUGGAAGGUUAUCCCUGAACAAAAUAAAACCAAUUCUGAUUCACUGGGGGUUCCAAGGUUUAUGAUUUCGGACUCUAUAGAACAAGACAAUUACAGGACAAAGUGGCAGGAAACCAGGCCCGAAAAUUUUAAAGUUUUGCGUUGGAGAUAUUAUUUUGUGAAAAUGGCAAUUAAUAUUGAUAAGUUUUUACCAGAAAAUUCAAAUCUUCUAAAUCUAGAUUUAAAAUCUAAAAUAAAUUCGGACAAAAUAAUGACUAAUUCGAUUGAAGAUAUUGUUUUUUGUUACUUAGAGGGUUUGCAAUGGGUGAGCUAUUAUUAUUUCAGAGGUGUUCCUUCUUGGAGAUGGUAUUACCCCUACAGAUAUGCACCUUUUGCAUGUGAUAUUGCUAUUAUUUUAGGUUAUUGGCUAGAGAAUAAGAACAUAUCAUCGUUAAGUAGAGACGAUAUAGCUAAAUCCAGUUCUUCUAAAUUGAUGUUUAUUCAUUCAAUGUAUUCCGAAGAAAUUAAACUGAAUGGGUUGGCAUUUCGGUUUAUUAAAGGAAAUCCGUUACAACCAUUUGAGCAGCUUAUGGGGGUACUCCCUUCGAAUAGUAAGGAACUUUUACCCAAACCAUUUAGAAAACUAUUCGUGAAUCCAAAUUCACCAUUAUUAAGUUUUUAUCCAGUUAAAUUUGAAGUUGACAUGGAAGGUGUGAAAGUUCCAUGGGGUGGCGUAACAUUGAUUCCUUUUAUAGACGAAUUUCUUCUAUUGAGUUCAAUCACAUAUGUUCUUUCAAAUGAUGGAUUUUACGACUCUGACUUUAAAAAUUUUGUAAUUAAGCAAAAAAAUAAUUACGAAAUCGAACUAAAAAAUCGUUAUGUAUUUUAUGUUAACAAAGAUGAAUUAGAUAAUUUAAUAGAUUUUAACAGCAAUACUCUCUCAUCUAUUAUUAAUAAUUCGAAAUUUUUAGAAAUUGAUGACAUAAUGAGGAACCAGGAAGGGAGUCCACAUAUUUUUUAUUUUGAUAACUGUGCAUUACCAGUUCCAAAGAUUGAAAGCAAAGUUGCAUCAUAUUUGCCUUCCAUUAUUAAUUCGAAAGUUGUUUCAAAAUCAUUUUAUCAUCCAUUUUUUCCUGAUGGCGUAUCAAACUUUCCUAAUUAUUUGCUUGAAAAUACCAUAAUACCUUUUGACGGAUUCCCAAAUUUUUGCAGAAUCCCUUACAAAACAUAUUAUAAUACUGGGAUAAAUGUUUUUGGAACUGAAAGUAGUAGUGAAUCAAUUUUUUUUUCAAUAUCUUCAUCUCAUGUUUUAAAAGAUUUUUUAAAUCAACUUUUUUUACCUUAUAUUCAUACCAAAAAUCCUGGUAUAAGAAUACUUGUUGACUAUCCAAGAGUUAAGGUUGCUGAACUGGUUUCAAUAAAGACUUUCAAAUAUAUAAUAAGGCCAAAGCUAUUGACAAAACCUGACAUUGAACCUAAUAACAAUCCUAAAGAUUUUAUUCGUUUGUUAUCUAAUGAACAUUUAUUUCUAAAGAAACGAGGAAUUGUUCUUACUCCCUCAAAUUCAAUUGAUAUUGACGAAGCAUUACUUUCUAUUUCGAAACUAGUUAAAGUCAGGGAUUUUGUAGACUCGAAAGAUUUUGAGGUCGGAUUGAAGGAUUUAUCUGAUCCAAUUAACUGUCUUGUAGAGGUUAAAGUUGCUGAGAAUAGCUACACUAAUGAAAGUGGUGAGAUUGAAUUUAAUUUUUCAAAGGUUUCAAGACACUAUUUACUACCACUAAUAGUAUUGUAUUCAGAUUUGAAAGGAAAAGAAAACAAAUGUUUUAAACAGUUUAAUGAAAUAAAUUUAGGCGACAAAUUCCUUUGUAUAAACAAGCAAAACCCCAACUAUGGAUAUGUUGGAACAGUUGUAGAUGAAGUUCAAAAGUUAGCAGUAUUUCAACUCCCAAAGAACAAAAUUAAAGUAGAACAGAUUCAAAAAAGAAUUUUCGAAUAUGCUUUGGAAGAUUUAUCUUCUAUACAGUGGUUUUCCAUUGAAGAUGUAGCGAAAAUAAUUUAUAAGCCUUUGUUAAAUUGUUUAAUGGUAAAUUGUGGUUUAGAUGAUACUACAUCUCUUAAAUAUAUGAGUUAUUCGACGUUCUUUCUCAAGAAAUUAAUUAUGGGGUCGAUUCAAGUGAAGUGCAAUGACAAUACUGUGCAUGAAAUAUCCAUGAACCUUUUUAAAUAUGAUAGCAAACUAAAAAAUAGGUUUUAUCUACCACUUUACAGUAAAUUCGUGGAUAAAAAUUCAUUUAUUACAUCAUCAAAUACUAGUGUGGAUUUUGGGACUCCUAUUGUUAGCAACGAAACAAUAAAAUCCUUGAUAGAAUACUUGGAAUUAUUUCCUUGCUUUGUUUUGGCUAUUUUCAAAGGCUUAUUAUUAUUUGAUCGAGAAGAAUUAAUUGAGGCAAACACAAAUUUACAAGAACCUAAUGAAAUUCACUUAAAAGUUGAUAUUGACAGUAUUAAUGGAAAAGUUCAAUACCAACAGAAUAAUAUGAAGAAAAUACAUGUUAAAGACAUUUUCCCGGAUUUGGUCAGUUCAAAAGAUCAGGAUUUGAAAUUCAGUCUAUUGAUGAAGAUAAUUAAGGGUAAACUAUACAGAAAUGUACCAUUUUUAUCUUCUCAGACGAAUUCAACAACAAUGCUUCCCUCAACAAUUUCAAGAUUGGAAAGAUUAGUUUUGAAUUCUCAAGUUGAAACUAAUACAAGGUAUUUUGAUUCAUCAAAGUUAUUUAACAAUGAAUAUUUUCACCAGCCGGGAAACUAUUUUAACUCAAGCAUGAACAAGGUAGUUUCAAGGUUUGGAUAUCCAUUGGGAACUAGGGUGGUUUAUACAAAUACAAACAAUGGAUUAAUACCUUUUGGAACAACUGGGACUGUUGUAUCUGUAUAUUAUGGUGUAAAGGUUAAUAAGGAACCUUAUCCUUCAACAGUUCUUGAUAUUUUGUUGGAUGAAACACAAAUUAAUGCAAAUAAUUUAAAUGGGAUGUGCUCUAAAUUAAGAGGUAUCAGCAUUAAAUCUUCAGAAUGCAUUCCUCUAUUGCCACAUAUUCAGAAUAUUAAAGAUGAGAAUCAAAUAGAAAUAAUAAGUAAACAUUUAAAAUAUUUUGAUUCUUUAUUUAACACUAAAAAUGAAAAAAACAAAAAAAAGGGCGAUAAUUGUAAUGAUUAUUGGUUAGAAAAUCAGAAUUCUAGUUCAAAAGAAACAGGGAAAAACAACUUAUCAGUAAAAGACAAAAAUUUUAAAAUUAGAAUAAACAAAAAGAACAAUAAGCACUCAGAUCUAAAUGGUCAAAAAGUAAAGAGAACGCUUGAAUUGAGAAGAGAAAAUUUGGAUGAAAAGUCCAUAGCUAGUGAAUUGAAGUCAUUAUUGUCAAUUGACAAUAAAAAAAGAUACGAAUUUAGUCAAUCCAAUUUAAGUGAACUUGAUAAAAAGACAAAUGAUGGAAAUUUCAGUGAGCUGAACGGCAGAAAAGAAGUGGCAGAUUCUUUGGAGUUUAGACUUAAGCAAAUACUGAAAAUUACUUAG
Cryptosporidium ubiquitum is the source of this 4743-nucleotide messenger RNA. Its product is annotated as exonuclease. Gene Ontology annotation, molecular function: RNA binding; 5'-3' RNA exonuclease activity. NCBI's taxonomy places the organism in Eukaryota, Apicomplexa, Conoidasida, Eucoccidiorida, Cryptosporidiidae. Gene Ontology annotation, biological process: rRNA catabolic process; nuclear-transcribed mRNA catabolic process. Gene Ontology annotation, cellular component: nucleus. Bases 1 to 4743 code for a protein of 1580 amino acids. The transcript has a single exon. The record is from RefSeq and is a predicted model, not a curated record.